AUGGCCAACGGGACCAAUGCCUCUGCCCCAUACUACAGCUACGAAUACUACCUGGACUAUCUGGACCUCAUUCCUGUGGACGAGAAGAAGCUGAAAGCUCACAAACAUUCCAUCGUGAUCGCAUUCUGGGUGAGCCUGGCUGCCUUCGUGGUGCUCCUCUUCCUCAUCCUGCUCUACAUGUCCUGGUCCGGCUCCCCACACAUGAGGAACGGCCCCAAGCACCACCAAACAUGCCCCUGGAGUCACAGCCUCAACCUCCACCUGUGCAUCCAGAAGUGCCUGCUGCGCCACAGGGAACCCCUGGGGACCUCACAGGCUCAGGCAAGCUCAGUGGAGCCAGGGAGCAGAACUGGCCCUGACCAUCCGCUACGACAGGAGAGCUCCUCCACCUUGCCCCUCGGGGUUUUCCAGACCCACCCCACUCUCCUCUGGGAACUGACCCUCAAUGGGGGUCCCCUCGUCAGGAGCAAGCCCAGCGAGCCUCCCCCUGGAGACAGGACCUCUCAAUUGCAGAGCUGAUGUCAGUAAAUCGUGGCCAUAGCUGAGUGAACUGGUGAAAUCAAGCCAACCUGGACACAGAACAUCCUUGUUCUUCUUAGAGGCCGUCUGCAUGUAGCAAAAAGGGCACCUAGGUCAAGUGCAACUAGAGCAGGAGCAUCCUAUGCCUUUGACAAAGAUUGCAGUGGCCCCUCGAAUGCAGAGGUCAUCCCAGGUGUUGCUGAGUUUAUUGAGC
Messenger RNA from Nomascus leucogenys (northern white-cheeked gibbon), 733 nucleotides. RefSeq names its product melanocortin 2 receptor accessory protein (gene MRAP). Gene Ontology annotation, biological process: regulation of adenylate cyclase-activating G protein-coupled receptor signaling pathway; protein localization to plasma membrane. NCBI's taxonomy places the organism in Eukaryota, Metazoa, Chordata, Mammalia, Primates, Hylobatidae. Gene Ontology annotation, cellular component: plasma membrane; endoplasmic reticulum. The record is from RefSeq and is a predicted model, not a curated record. Gene Ontology annotation, molecular function: type 3 melanocortin receptor binding; signaling receptor regulator activity; type 4 melanocortin receptor binding.